AUGGCAAGUAUUAAUUCAACUUAUAUUCAAAGAAAUGCAGUCGAAAAUCUUAUACUUAUCUGUUUGGAUAAAAAUAUAAAAGAAUAUGAAAAUUCUUUAAAUCUAUUUCAAUUAUAUGUUAAUACAAUUAAAUUAUAUUCGAAUCCAGAAGAAUUUCGAACAUUUAUUCAACAAAUCAAAGAUGAAAAAUUACUUGUAAUCAUAUCAGGAGAUAUAAUUGAACAGGUUACUUCUGAAAUGGAAAAUCUUUCGCAAAUUGAUUCAGUAUAUAUUUAUUGUAAUCAAAAGGAGUCUCAUGAAAAUUGGUCGACAAAUUCUCCUAAAAUAAAAGGAGUUUAUUCUAAUCUUCAAUCAAUUCAUGAUGCACUUCGACGAGAUGUACGUCGAAUAAAUAAUGAUUUAAUAUCUAUACAAAUACUUCCAAAUAGAAAAUCCAUCGAAUUAGAACAAUCAUUUACUUGUGCAUUAUUAUUAAAAGAAAUUUUAAUUAAUAGUGAAUCUAAUGAACAAAUUAAACAAGAAUUUAUUCAAUUUUCUCGUUUUUAUUAUGAGAAAAAUUCCAACGAAUUAAAUCUUAUUGAUCUUUUUCAAACAAAUAAUUAUAAUCAAAUAACACCAAUUGAAUGGUAUACUCGUGAAUGUUUUAUUUCUUCCAUGAUACAUCGAGCUUUACGAUUAUAUGAUAUUGAAAUUCUUUAUAAAUUAGCUUUUUUUAUACGAGAUUUACAUAAACAAAUAAAUGAUUCAUAUCUACAAUCACCUGAUCAUCAAAAGUUAACUGUCUAUUAUGGAUUAGGAAUAUCAAAUGAUCAAUUCACAACAUUAAAUAUGAAUAUAAAUGAUUUAAUUUCGUUUAAUACUUUUUUAUUUACAACGAUCGAUAGAAAAUCUUCAUUAAAUUUCGCGAAACAAUCUGAAAAUGAUUUGCAUUUAAUACCUGUUCUAUUUCAAAUUGAAAUCGAUCGUUCAAAAUCAUCAUCAUCUCCAUUUAUUGCAUUGGAUGAAUUAGAUUAUUACCAUGAUAAUGAUCGACAUGUUCUUUUUACAUUAAAUUCGAUUUUUCGAAUCACUCAUAUUGAACGUGGUGAAGAUAAAAUACAACAAAUUAAUUUAAUUUUAAUAGAUGAUAAUGAUGAUAGAUUAUUAAAUCUUAAACAUUCAAUACAGAAACAACUGAAUGGAUUUUUGUCAUUGGGUCAAAUGAUGAUGGAAACUAAUGACCUGAUAAAAGCAAAAAGUAUAUUUGAAAUAUUACUUAAAAAUACAACUGUUAGUAAUCAAAAAGAACUCCUUUCUAUUCAUCGUAAACUUGGACUUAUCGAUCAAAGAAUGAAAGAUUGGGCAGGUGCACUUUUACAUUAUAAACAAUGUCUUAAUAUACAACUGUCUUUUCUUCCAUCAAAUGAUCGUUUUCUAGGGCCGAGUUAUGCUGGCGUUGGCGCAAUUCUAAUGAAAUUAUGUAAUUAUGAUGAAGCUUUAGAGUAUUAUCAGCAUGCUAUUGAUUGUGGUCGCAAUACAUCUCAUGUAGAUUCAUCACUCAUUGCUACUUACUACAUUGGUACUGGUCGAAUCCUCCAUAUACAAGGCAAAAAUUCUGAAGCACGCAAAAAUUUUGAACUUGCGCUCACAUUUGCACAAAAAUCUCAUACACUAUUACCUGAAAUUAAUCAUUACUUGACGAUAAUAUCCUAG
Adineta steineri is the source of this 1692-nucleotide messenger RNA. NCBI's taxonomy places the organism in Eukaryota, Metazoa, Rotifera, Eurotatoria, Adinetida, Adinetidae. The record is from the annotation of a GenBank genome assembly.